This is a messenger RNA of Cladophialophora bantiana CBS 173.52, 768 nucleotides long. RefSeq lists its product as uncharacterized. Lineage: Eukaryota; Fungi; Ascomycota; Eurotiomycetes; Chaetothyriales; Herpotrichiellaceae. The transcript is spliced from 4 exons. Bases 1 to 768 code for a protein of 255 amino acids. The record is from RefSeq and is a predicted model, not a curated record.
AUGGAGACCACCGUCAACGGAAUGCAACCAAAAAAAAUCGAAAGUCUAGCCGAUCAUGCUAGUAAUCUGACAGAUGAGAUGCUGACAGAGAAUAAGCAACAGAUACAAGAAAUGUUGGCCGUCCUAUACUCAAUGAUUCAAAGUCAGAAGCAGACCAUGGCGAAAGCGCUGCAGGAUACGAUGGCAUAUUCAACAACCUCCCGAACAGAACCCAAAAAACAGCUUCGAUAUCGCAAUGUUAUGAACUGGUGGAAAGAGCGCGACCUCACAUGCCUUUCAGCCCAUGGCAGUCAGAAUCUCGGGGCCUGGAGAGCAAGCCCAUCUGGAAACGGAAGUCCACCCUCGGCCGCAAUUUUCGGAGGGUUUCAAUCACAAGGUUCGCUCUUGCAACGCGCAGAUGCACGUCUUAGAGCUCAGUCGGAGACUUCGACCGUCGAGCAGCAAAGAGAAUCAUUGACCGACCCAACAUCCAACUUUAGCAGCUACGUGAGAUCUGCCAUUAGCACACUUCCCGAAGGACGUAAACGCAAAUUGAAAAUUCAAGCUGACUUGACCUCGGAGGGGCUCUCCUUCGACAGUGGCCUCAAUUCUGAAAGUGGCUACGAUGACGACUCGGAUUGUGGACUACUUAUGGGCCCGGUGGCCGGAGCUUCGUGGCGAGCAACAAUUGUGCCUUUGUCAAGCGCAAGCCUCGGAAACUACGGUGUUGACGUUGGGUCUUGGAGUAAAUUCCCAAGGCCUGAUAUAUCCGCUGCAGCAAGGCUGUAA